AUGGACCGAGGCAACAUGACUCUUCAACCAACCACUGGGGAGAAUUCCAGCCAGACCCCAGCUGCUGUGAGUGCCGCUCACCUGGCCUCUGCAAUGUUGCUCUUCAUCACCUUCCUGGUGGGUGUGGUGGGGAACGGGCUGUACCUGUGGGUGCUGGGGCUGAAGAUGAGGAGGACGGUGACCACGCUCGUGUUCCUCCACCUGGUCUCCUCUUAUCUCCUCCUCACCCUGCUGAUCCCCUUCUUCGCCGUCUACGUCCUCCUGGAUUUUCACUGGGUCUUCGGCACGGCCAUGUGCAAGCUUCUGAAUGCCUGCAUCUCCGUGGGCAUGUUCACCUCCGUCUUCCUUCUCACCCUCAUCAGCCUGGACCGCUACAUCCUCACUCACCGUCCCAUCUGGUGCCGGCAUCACCGCACCGUGCCCUGGGUCAGGAAGCUGGUCGUGGGCGUGUGGCUGGUCUCCUUAGCCCUCAGCGCUCCCUACCUGGCUUUCCGGGAGACCCGGGUGGGGGAUGGGGGAAGAAUCACCUGCAUCAAUAAUUACACCUUCUCCGGAGUCUGGAACGGAGCCGAGCCACAGGACCUGGGCAGACGGGUCCACCUGGCCGUCCUCAUGGUCCGGUUCCUGCUGGGCUUCCUGCUGCCGUUCUGCACCAUCGCAGGAUGCUAUGGCUGCGUGGGGCUGGAGAUGAAGGAGAAAGGGCUGGCGCGGAGCAGGAAGCCCUUCAAAGUCAUGGUGGCCGCGGUGGUUUCCUUCUUCCUCAGCUGGCUGCCCUACCACCUCUACCACGGCUUGAAGUUCUUCAAAGACGAGUGGAAGUUGGACUCCAUCCUGGUCAUUUACACGCUCACCUCCUGCUUCAACACCUGCUUCACCCCUGUCCUCUACCUCUUCGUGGGGCGGCGGUUCCAGCAGGUGCUUAAGACAUCCUUGCUUGCUCUGCUUCGGGAGACUUUUGCUGAAGACCUCAGCGGCAACGGUGCUAUCUCGCAUGAGAGCUCCGGGGUGGUAGCUGGCAAACUGGAGCUGCCUGAGCAAGUUACGGGGCCUCUGGAUUCAGGGACAGGAAGCUUAGAACCCAGGGUUCUAGAUUAACCGAUGUAGAGCUUAAUGGCCUCUAGCUCUCCCGGCACCAGAAAGUCUGGUGUGAUGCCGCAGGUUCUAGAAUCAUGUCAUGUUCUGAAAUGUCACAGGUUCCAGAUUUCCUGAUGCUUUCACAAAAAUCAGAAUGGUUCUUGGCUGAAUCUAGAACACGAUGGGUUCUAGUUCAUCCCCCUUCAAGCCUCUGGUGUGAUUUCAUAUGUUCUAAAUUCGCAAUUUGUUCUAUAACAGUGUGGGUUCUAGGUAUCUGCCCCUUUAAACUCCCGAUGUAGCCCUGUAUGUUCUAGCUUCCUGGUUUGUCCUAUAGCUUCAUGAGUU
Mauremys mutica (yellowpond turtle) is the source of this 1419-nucleotide messenger RNA. RefSeq names its product probable G-protein coupled receptor 33. The record is from RefSeq and is a predicted model, not a curated record. Gene Ontology annotation, biological process: inflammatory response; positive regulation of cytosolic calcium ion concentration; phospholipase C-activating G protein-coupled receptor signaling pathway. Gene Ontology annotation, cellular component: plasma membrane. The transcript has a single exon. NCBI's taxonomy places the organism in Eukaryota, Metazoa, Chordata, Testudines, Geoemydidae. The coding region runs from base 1 to 1095 and encodes 364 amino acids. Gene Ontology annotation, molecular function: complement receptor activity; G protein-coupled receptor activity.